Messenger RNA from Danaus chrysippus (African queen), 2070 nucleotides. Lineage: Eukaryota; Metazoa; Arthropoda; Insecta; Lepidoptera; Nymphalidae. The record is from the annotation of a GenBank genome assembly.
AUGCUUUUCUCACUAAACACUACAUACAAAAUGUCGGAUAAAACGUCGUCGUCUCUCGGUCCUAGAAGUAUAGAGACGAUUUCGGAGGAGGAAGGUGAGUCGCCGUGGGAGAGAUUACUGGAAGAUGUUAAGGCUGUUCCAACUAUUAUAAAAACUAAUGCGUCGAGUACAACUAUUUGUAAGAGCGGUGACGAGGUGGUCAUACCAUCGGUUGCCGAUCUAGAAGCCAACAAACUGACGCGCUCCAGGAGCCUCAAUCAAAGAAGAAACAGCAGUGGCCUUCUCAGUACCAUCCCUAGACAACUUCGACUUUCUCUUCGAGGCGUGCGUAGUGAACCUUCAAGUGUCAAAGAUGUACCAACAACUAGAAACGAUAGUGCUCUAAACCUUUUUCUUCGAUACCGUCAAGCCCGCUAUGCAGCAAGACGUGUCCGUAAGCGCGUCAUCUUCAAACACGGAGACUGCAACGUUGUCCAAUGGAACGUCGCCAAGCGCAGACGCCGGUACCUUCAGGACAUAUUCACAACCCUCGUUGACGCACAAUGGCGCUGGACGCUGCUGGUGUUCGCUCUCUCCUUCAUACUAUCUUGGCUGCUGUUCGCGCUUAUCUGGUGGCUGAUCAUCUUCACCCACGGGGAUCUCACUCCCCCGACUAAUAGCAACGAGACCUUCACACCUUGCCUUAACAAUGUUAACUCCUUCACCGGUUGCUUCCUCUUCUCUGUUGAAACCCAACACACUAUUGGAUACGGAUCAAGAACCACUAAUGAGGAAUGCCCGGAGGCUAUUUUCGUUAUGUGUAUCCAGAGUAUUGUUGGAGUAUUUAUUCAAGCUUUCAUGGUAGGAAUCGUGUUCGCAAAAUUAUCUAGACCAAAAAAACGAGCCCAGACCCUGCUGUACUCUCGUAACGCGGUCAUAUGCCUCCGAGAUGGCCAACUUUGUCUCAUGUUCCGUGUUGGUGAUAUGAGGAAAUCUCAUAUAGUUGAAGCACAUAUUAGAGCGCAAUUAAUUCGCCGCAAGGUGGGUCUAAUAUUCGCAAAGCUGGCUCGGGCCAAAAAACGUAACACAACGCUCCUGUUCUCGAGGAACGCGGUGAUAUGUCUCCGAGAUGGAGAAUAUUGCCUCCUGUUCCGUGUCGGGGAUAUAAGAAAGUCACAUAUUCUGGAAGCACACGUUCGUGCACAGCUUAUUAGAAAGAAGACAACAAGAGAAGGAGAGCUGCUGCCUUUUUAUCAGCAAGAGUUGAAGGUUGGGGCUGACGGUGAAGAAGAUAGGCUUAUGUUCAUCUGGCCUAUGACCAUAGUGCACAAAAUCAAUGAGCGUUCACCGCUAUACAACUUGUCAGCGUCUGACAUGUUGAGGGAGAAAUUUGAGAUCGUUGUUAUGUUGGAGGGUGUCAUAGAGUCGACUGGUAUGACAACUCAAGCUAGAAGCAGCUAUUUACCAUCUGAAAUCCUAUGGGGUCAUCGAUUUGAGACUAUGGUGUCGUUUAGGAAGGAAACCGGGGAGUAUGAGGUCGACUACACUCGUUUCAACAACACUUACGAAGUCGACACUCCGCUAUGUUCUUCUAAACAGUUGGACGAAUUGCGAGCUACGGUAUCAACUUCACAGAAAUUAGAUCGUUUAUUAGGAACAAUACCAAAAACAUUCUCCAACGACACCUUAGACAUGAGUUCAGUGGAUUCGAUGUCUUUGGACGAACACAUAGAGAUAAAAAUACCAGAGGCCAGAGCGAGAGAGAAUCGUUUGAUGGCACAGAACAAUUUUAUACCGCAUAUAAAUGAAAAAUCAAGAAACAUUAGUCACACGCAUCUAGCCGUUGAAAAUGAAAUUCCAAAGAACCAUUCUAUUAUAUGUAUGAAUAAUAUGAGAGAUAAAGACCAUAUUAACAGAAGUCAGAGUCAUUCUAAUAUGAAGAAGAUUCACGCGACAACUAACGGCAUCGCACCUAUGAUGAACGGACAUGAUAAAGUUGAAGCCAAAAUUAAAAAAUCCCCCAGCGACCACAAUAUAGAUAAAGUUCCAGUGAUACCCAUCCUAGUAACGUCCGCGGACAGUGAAGCUUGA